This is a messenger RNA of Chelonia mydas (Green sea turtle), 702 nucleotides long. RefSeq names its product actin, cytoplasmic 2. The record is from RefSeq and is a predicted model, not a curated record. The coding region runs from base 38 to 598 and encodes 186 amino acids. Lineage: Eukaryota; Metazoa; Chordata; Testudines; Cheloniidae. The transcript is spliced from 4 exons.
CUAGAGUUCAGACAGUGUGCUCUUCUGAUACUACCUCAUGAAGAUUCUGACAGAAAGAGGCUACAGCUUCACCACAACAGCUGAAAGGGAAGUUGUACGUGACAUAAAGAAAAAGCUGUGCUACGUUGCACUGGAUUUCGAACAGGAGAUGGCCACUGCUGCUUCAUCUUCCUCCCUGGAGAAAAGCUACGAACUGCCUGAUGGUCAGGUGAUCACCACUGGCAAUGAGAGGUUCAGGUGUCCAGAGGCCCUCUUCCAACCAUUUUUCCUGGGUAUGGAAUCCUGUGGCAUUCCUGAGAUCACUUUCAACUCUAUCAUGAAGUGCAAUGUAGAUAUUCGAAAGGACCUGUAUGCCAACACAAUAUUGUCUGGGGGUACCACAAUGUACCCUGGAAUUGCUGACAGAAUGCAAAAGGAAAUCACAGCUCUGGCACCCAGUACAAUGAAAAUUAAGAUUAUUGCUCCACCUGAACGUAAAUACUCUGUCUGGAUUGGUGGUUCCAUCCUGGCUUCCCUCUCUACCUUCCAGCAGAUGUGGAUCAGCAAGCAGGAAUAUUUUGAGUCUGGCCCAUCCAUGGUCCACCGUAAAUGCUUCUAAAUGGACUGCUAGCAGAUGCACAGCAUUUGCUGCAUGAAUUUUCACUAGUAUGUGUUUGCCUGGGCAAAUUUAUACACUUCAUGCUAGCCUCACAAAACUGGAAU